Mycena citricolor is the source of this 3761-nucleotide messenger RNA. The record is from the annotation of a GenBank genome assembly. Lineage: Eukaryota; Fungi; Basidiomycota; Agaricomycetes; Agaricales; Mycenaceae.
UUUCUCGCGUCCGUUCGUCGACAUGUCCAAUGUAUUCUAGUUACGAGUUCAGAAAGAAGCUAAGGACUACCCCGACUCGGAGACGCGACCACUUCCAGAGGCGGUGAAGUGGCGUUUGGUCCGAGCACGUGGUGGUUUGUUGCCAAGAGAGAUCCGGUGUCGCUCCUGGGUCUACCUCCUCUGCUGCCGCCCAUGAUGUCUCACAAGAGAUUCUUGCGCUCCUGGUGAAGAAUGGAGUGCAAGAUACUGUUGUGGAAUGGCACGAGGCAGUCCCGCAGAAGCUGGCCGGCCCACCCCUUAUUCGCCAUGUUGGUACACUGACUCACUAUUGAAAUUGAAUCAACGUGAUAUUUUUGCUUGUUUAGACCACUGAGAGAGAACGGCUCGACAAAAUUAUACAUAAUUUGAUUCAGAGCAUGAGGGUAUGGUACACUAGGUUUUCCCAAAAUCCUGGAGCGAUCCGCGCUAUGGUUGCGUCUCAGCAAUGGAAAGUGUCUGAUGGCUUGAUCCAAUUUCAUUUCCACUUUUGGAAAGUCAAUAAAGUUCGAUGCAACGACGGAUGCAGCAGUUUCGGUAAGCUAUUGAGCGUUCUCCUUCGGCUAUUCACGCACGGCAUUUCUUUGAGCGCAGCGAACUCGGGAUCCCUCAGGCAGGCGAUCUAGGAUCUCUGUCCGAUCCUCCUUGAUAUCGGCGUCACAGAGUUUGGAAGGAUCUCCCAUUCGGCAAAAACGGACUAUUCACCAACUCGUACAGCUCUCGUGCUGGGAGUGUCUGUGCGAGCUAUGGAUUGCGGUUUAUCUUGAGGAGGGGGAAACGCUUGGACCGAAGAGUUUCAGGAGUGUCGCCAGCGUAGGCAGCUCGGCCCAUCAGUGCCUCGUUCGGACCGUAUUCCAGGUCGCAGACGGAGUCGCUCACAUGUCCAGUAUGUCUCUUACACUGGAAAGAAGUAGAACCAAUUGCACGGAGGGCCGCAGCGCGGAAGUCGUGGCUGUCAAAAGACGAAACGGGUUCGCAGGCGCGCAUCGUGUGGACGUGCACAGUAUAUGCGAGCAGACGAGAUCGGACCGUCGCCUUGCUCGUAAACUGGUUUCUGAACUCAGAAGCCCGGGUGCUAAUGGGUUCGGGCAAUCUCUUCCCGAGGCGGUGCGUCCACUGUGUAUAAGUCUAGCUGAGACUCGAGAACGGAGACCAUGUGAUGUGGACAGGUGAUAGCAAAGGUGCGAACCCGAAGCCACGAUGGUCCAUGGAGGACAGGUUUGGCCUUCGAGAACAUGGGAGCGGGACCGGCGUGUACCGCACCGGUCAUCACCGGUCCGUGCUACCCCACACCCCAGAUUCUAAAAUGGAUUCCGUCCGCGGAUAUCUCGUACUGUCACUACUGGCGCUUUCACUCACUUGUCAUCCCCACAAUGUCUUCAGAGGGCGUUCAGAUCCACGCGUUGCCGACAGCCCCCGCUGUACCUGCUUCCAAUGCCAAAUUGAAUAAGAUUUCGUCGCAGCUCACGCAAGUGAAAGCGCGGGGUGGAGCUCAAGCGAUGCUGUACGCGGUAGGACUGAGCGAGGCAGACAUGGAGAAGCCCCAGAUCGGUAUCUCUCCCAUUUGGUGGGAAGGCAAUCCCUGCAAUUCGCAUCUGAUGGAUCUCGCGAAACACGUCAAAUCGGGAUGCAGCGAUGAAGACAUGGUCGGACUGAUCUUCAACACCAUCGGUGUUAGCGACGCUAUCACAAUGGGAACUGACGGUUUGUGGCAUCUAUCCGUCCUCAUAUCGGAUAAGCGCUGGAUUCGACUCAACUUCUCUAGCCUCCCCAGUCGGGAUAUCAUAGCAGACUCGAUUGAAUCUGUUGUGAUGGCGCAGCACUACGACGCGAAUAUUUCGAUUCCGGGAUGCGAUAAGAACAUGCCGGGAUGCUUCAUGGCAGCAGCGCGCCACAAUCGACCGACAAUCAUCGUUUACGGAGGGACAAUCCAGACCGGGACUCGCCAUGCCGACUGUCCUGCAAUGGGUUAUAAGAAAGGCGAUUCCGUGAACAUCUCCGACGCGUUCGAAUCUUUUGGGGCAUACACUGUCGGAAACAUCACAGACGAGCAGCGAUUUGACGUCGUUCGUCACGCAUGUCCUGGUGCUGGAGCUUGCGGUGGAAUGUACACCGCCAACACGAUGAGCUCCGCACUCGAGGCCCUCGGCAUGUCGCUGCCCUACUCGUCGAGCACUCCGGCGACGUUCCCCGCUGAAUGGGAAGAAGAGAAGGUCCAGGAAUGCAUGAAAGCUGCGGGAUACCUGAAAAAUCUGCUCGAGAAGGACAUCAAGCCGAGGGACAUACUCACCCGCCAGUCAUUCUUGAAUGCGAUGGUCGUCAUCACCGUUCUCGGAGGCUCUACCAACGCAGUCCUCCACCUCCUCGCCAUGGCACGGGCGGCUGAUAUCGAGCUGACCAUCGACGACUUCCAAGCCAUCACGGACAAAACACCGUACCUGGCGGACCUGAAGCCAUCUGGAAAAUAUUACAUGGAAGACAUUCAUCGAGUGGGCGGAAUCCCGGCCAUCCUCAAAUAUCUUCUCAACCACACCGACCUCAUCGACGGCUCCCAGCUCACAGUCACCGGAAAAACGCUCGCCCAGAAUCUGGAACAUGUUCAAGAGCUCAAUUUCGACCAGGAUGUCGUCCGCAAGCUCGACAACCCAAUCAAGCCGACCGGACAUUUGACGAUUCUCUAUGGGAACUUGUGUCCCGGCUCGGCGGUCGCAAAGUUGACUGGGAAGGAGGGCUCCCGUUUCGAGGGAGUGGCCAAGUGCUUCGACAGCCUGGAGAGAUUCUUCCCCGCACUCGAGGCCGGAGAAAUCAAGGCAGGCAUGAUCCUCAUCUUCCGUUAUCAAGGUCCCAAAGGCGCACCAGGCAUGCCUGAGAUGCUAGGUCCGACCGGAGCAAUCGCUGGUGCUGGACUUGCCAAUUCAACGGCCCUCAUCACCGACGGCCGGUUCAGUGGAGCGUCGCGGGGCUUCAUCAUCGGACAUGUGGUCCCCGAAGCCCGGCUAGGCGGUCCCAUAGCCCUGGUCGAGGACGGAGACAAGAUCAUCAUCGACGCAGACAGCAAGACAAUUCAAUGGCUUGUGUCGCAGGAGGAAGAGGCACGGAGAAAGGCGCUCUGGGAGGCGUCUGCCAAUUCGAAGUUGAACGUGAAGAGAGGCAUCCUUCUGCGGUAUGCGAGGGACGUAGCCCCGGCCAGCAUGGGUGCUUACUGCGACUGAUUGAUUCAUCGACCGAGAGUGUAAGAUAUGAACUGGAAAUAAGUAGGAAUGUACGCAAUAUACUAGGAUGGGCGUGAGAACUCCGUGGUUACAAGACUAGAUAGGCUCACUCGUCCAAGUAAUCAUAGCACACCGGUCGACGGCCCCUCCUCCUCCGACAUUCGACUCUUCUCUGCCAUAUCCGACCCCACAAGGUGCGACGUCGACCCUGUAGCCCCGUUCACCGCGCCGCCGACAGAUUUCUGCUUGUGAUGGGAAAAACGUCGCUUUUCAUCCACAUGAACGUACUCUCCGCCUUCGUGUUGGCCAAGGAGCACAGCGGGGUCAGGAGGAAUCACGACCUUCUCCUUGGGCUCGGGGCGGACUUUCGGCGUGGCUUGGCCCGCUUCGAUCUGUCGGUUGAGUUUCUUGCGUUUCCAGCGUUUGUAGAAGUAGAUAGUGAAUCCAAUUAAGUAGGCCACGCCCAUAACGCUGCCGAUGGUGGCCCCUGCGAUCAUGGGGGUCUUGGGUUUG